AAGUGUUCCCAUUAAACCACAGAAGACCCGAGACGUGAGAAACAGAGUUGAAAAUGGGUGCAAACACGUUACCGGAGGGCUUCACGGAUUUUGACAUGUUCGCCUUCGGAUCCGCGCUGCUGAUCGGCGGUCUUCUCGGCUUCUUCCUUAAUGUCAUGUCGGCCGCUGCGUUCCUCAGAGUUCGUGAGAUGAGAACACCCGGUAACUUCUUCAUCUUUAAUCUCGCGGUCGCCGAUAUCGGUCUGAACAUCAACGGGCUGGUGGCGGCGUAUGCCAGUUAUCUGAGAUACUGGCCGUUCGGUUCAGAGGGGUGUCAGAUUCACGCCUUUCAGGGAAUGGUGUCGAUUCUGGCCGCCAUCAGUUUUCUUGGUGCAGUCGCUUGGGACAGAUACCACCAGUACUGCACGAAGCAGAAGAUGUUCUGGAGCACCGCCGGGACCAUCAGCACCAUCAUCUGGAUUCUGGCCAUAUUCUGGGCGGCCAUGCCGCUGCCUGCGAUUGGCUGGGGAGAGUUUGACUUUGAGCCAAUGAGAACGUGCUGUACCCUCGACUACACUAAAGGAGACCGGAAUUACAUCACCUACAUGUUGACCAUCACUGUCCUCUUUUUAGCUUUUCCUGUCAUGAUUUUGCAGUCGUCCUACAAUGGCAUCUACGCAUAUUUCAAAAAGACACACCGCUAUAAGUUUAAUACAGGUGUACCUCUAAAGGUGCUUUUGUUCUGCUGGGGUCCGUAUGUAAUAAUGUGCAUAUACGCCUGCUUUGAGAACGUUACUCUCGUGUCGCCAAAGCUCAGAAUGGUCCUGCCAGUCCUCGCCAAAACAUCUCCAAUAUUCCAUGCCAUCCUGUACGCGUACGGAAACGAAUUGUACGGUGAAGGACUGUGGCAGUUCCUGAUGGGACAGAAAUCAGCCGAUAGAAAGAAAUAAGAGUGAACGAGCUGCAGCGUUGAUGAUGUUUGGAGAUGAAUUGAAACGUGUUUACAUAUUAAUUGACUGAACACAUCAUGUCUGUGCCUGUCCAUAAUUUCAGUUGAAUAUUAAUUGAAGAUUAGCGUUUAUAUGUGAAGCCUUGAGGUGAGAUGCACAUCCAGCCAACAUUAGUUUAUCAGUUUUAUUUGAAUACCUGUAAUGUGUUAUCCGUCAGAAUCCAGUAUGCAUGCAUGAAUCUAUAAAAAGUGGAUUUCUGUAAGCAGUAAAUGAAGUGUUGAUAACAAAUCUUUGAUUGUUAAUCCAGAAUAAACUGUGACACAUGAGACUGUUGUGAUGAUACUGA
Xyrauchen texanus (razorback sucker) is the source of this 1275-nucleotide messenger RNA. RefSeq names its product RPE-retinal G protein-coupled receptor-like. The record is from RefSeq and is a predicted model, not a curated record. The transcript is spliced from 7 exons. Lineage: Eukaryota; Metazoa; Chordata; Actinopteri; Cypriniformes; Catostomidae. Bases 54 to 929 code for a protein of 291 amino acids. Gene Ontology annotation, molecular function: G protein-coupled receptor activity. Gene Ontology annotation, cellular component: membrane. Gene Ontology annotation, biological process: phototransduction; G protein-coupled receptor signaling pathway; visual perception.